Messenger RNA from Chaetura pelagica (chimney swift), 2020 nucleotides. RefSeq names its product cyclin C (gene CCNC). Gene Ontology annotation, cellular component: nucleus; mediator complex. The transcript has 11 exons. The record is from RefSeq and is a predicted model, not a curated record. Gene Ontology annotation, biological process: positive regulation of transcription by RNA polymerase II. NCBI's taxonomy places the organism in Eukaryota, Metazoa, Chordata, Aves, Apodiformes, Apodidae. Gene Ontology annotation, molecular function: cyclin-dependent protein serine/threonine kinase regulator activity. The coding region runs from base 218 to 814 and encodes 198 amino acids.
AUGGAUUUUGGAUAAACAAGAUCUGUUGAAGGAGCGCCAGAAAGACUUGAAAUUUCUGACCGAGGAGGAAUAUUGGAAGCUGCAGAUAUUUUUUACUAAUGUUAUCCAGGCUUUAGGUGAACAUCUUAAAUUAAGACAACAAGUUAUUGCCACUGCUACAGUCUACUUCAAGAGAUUCUAUGCCAGAUAUUCCCUAAAAAGUAUAGAUCCAGUAUUAAUGGCUCCUACGUGUGUGUUUUUGGCAUCCAAAGUAGAGGAAUUUGGUGUUGUUUCAAAUACAAGGUUGAUUUCUGCUGCUACUUCUGUAUUGAAAACUAGGUUUUCGUAUGCCUUUCCAAAGGAGUUUCCUUAUAGGAUGAACCAUAUACUAGAAUGUGAAUUCUAUCUCUUAGAAUUAAUGGACUGCUGUUUGAUAGUAUAUCAUCCUUAUAGACCUUUGCUUCAAUAUGUGCAAGAUAUGGGCCAAGAAGACAUGCUGCUACCUCUUGCAUGGAGGAUAGUGAAUGACACAUAUAGAACUGAUCUUUGUCUGCUGUACCCUCCUUUCAUGAUAGCUCUAGCUUGCCUACACGUGGCCUGUGUUGUCCAGCAGAAGGAUGCAAGGCAGUGGUUUGCUGAGCUCUCUGUUGAUAUGGAAAAGAUUUUAGAAAUAAUCAGGGUUAUUCUGAAGCUGUAUGAGCAGUGGAAGAAUUUUGAUGAGAGGAAAGAGAUGGCUACCAUUCUCAGUAAAAUGCCUAAACCAAAACCACCUCCAAACAGUGAAGGAGAACAGGGUCCAAAUGGUAGCCAGAACUCUAGUUAUAGCCAAUCUUAAGACAUUCCAAAGAAUUUCUUUAUGGACCACUCUGACUCAAGACAUCCUGGGAUCUUUCCUGUGUUCAUGAAGUGGACAGAAGGUUUUGAUACCAUCUUUGACAAAGAACUUGAAGAAUAAAUAGCUUGUUUGUAUCAAGCAUUUGGAAAGCUUUUUCUUUCAAACUGCAUCAUUUUCUCUGACGCUGGAGCCAAUGUACUAAGAUUUUUCAGUGUAAGGAAUCAAACAUUAAACCAAGCUGCAAAAGAUUAACACUAUCCACUCAAAACAAAUAGCUCAUUAUUGGUUUUUUGUUUGCUUGGAGAAAAUUGUAACUUGCCAUUGAAGUGAACUAUUUUUAAAGCAACAGUAACCUGAAGCUUAAGUGUAACUGUAUUAAGGAAUUGUGUUGUCUUCAUUUUGGUUGUGACUGAAGGGAAAUCGUGCACUGUAUGUUCAGUCUAUUCAUUACCUUGAGUUCUGUUGAUUUUAUAAAAAUAAAUAAGGGUUCUGCAACAAGUAACACAGCAAUCCUUCAGCAACAAAGCCUAGAAGAGCCUGCAAAGAAUAUUCUUACAGUUUUAAUGAAAGCUGCAGGAAAGAAAGUGAAUUCCUCUUUUGGAUUAGAAACAUGCUGUUUUACUCAGUAGAUGUACCUGGAUGUUUUUGCCAUGAAGCACAGUAGCCCAGCUUACCAGAGAAGUGCAAUAUGUGUAAUGAUUCUGCAGUUUUCUUCAGCAUUUCAAGUGUUAGGAAUUAAAACCACCCAACAUACUAUGAUUUCUUUCCAAGUAAAUGUACUGUUUGGUACAACUAGAAUAUUUCACAAUCAAAAUACAAAUCUGGAUAUUAUUGCUAUUUUUUAUGGUGAAUUUUAUUUGUACAAAAGGUAGACACUAUUAGUGUGGAUUUUUGUGGUUCAUCAGAGAGUUUAUUUAAGAGGAUCAAGCUUUAGGUGAGCUUCAUACUGGCUAAUUUUAAUUGUCAUGUUAGGAGCAACUCUGUAGAAUAAUUGAAAUGGGAUUCCUUGGUGCUGGAGAAAAUGAGAUUCCUUCCAACAGAAGGGCCAUAUCCUGUGUUCCUUACUCAAGCAGAGAUCCCACUGAAGUCAGGAAUUGGCCUAAACUGAACUACUUGGUUUUUAGAUGACUUUGUGCUAAUUAAGUCUGUACUGCCUCAUUUUGAAAGAUAAUGCCAGCUUGCCCAAGAACAGAAAUUGAAUGUUAA